Lottia gigantea (owl limpet) is the source of this 237-nucleotide messenger RNA. RefSeq lists its product as hypothetical. The annotation marks the transcript as partial. The transcript has a single exon. Gene Ontology annotation, molecular function: protein binding. NCBI's taxonomy places the organism in Eukaryota, Metazoa, Mollusca, Gastropoda, Lottiidae. The record is from RefSeq and is a predicted model, not a curated record.
ACAGAAAUUGCCAUGAAACUAAUAAAUCAUGGCAGUGACGUAAAUUUCGUCAAUCUCUCGGGUAAAACUACUCUCAUGCUUGCAUCAGAGAAAGAUCUUGAGAAUCUAGUUCAACCACUGAUUGAGAAAGGAUGUAACGUGAACGCUGUUGAUGGAGAAAACAAAACAGCUUUGUGGUUCGCCUUCCAACACCGAUCCAUAAAAAUACUGAUUAUGUUGCUAGAAAAUGAUGCCAAC